GAUUAAUCCCUUUUGUAGUCUCUGUGUGAUCUCUGUGUUGGGGUUUGUUUGUUCCCUUUUUGUUUUAUGGGUCUGAGGUUUCUUGCGCCUGUUCUGUUUUUCUCUGUUUUGUUCUUUGUGCUUGCUCUCUUUCUCAGCAUGUAUAAAACACGUUAUUUCCCCACACACAUACUUGCUUUUUCUUAUUUUACAUGCAGAAUGCCCUGACCCUGUUGUUUUGCUGACUUAAAGCUGUUUUUAAUUUCAAACAGGAAAUGUGCACACGAAUUGCUUUGCAAUUACCUUUAUCCUGUGGUACCGGCUUGAGGCUGGAAAAUUCAGGUGGUCUGUGGAAUCAUGCAUUUCUUCUCUCUCAAAUAUUUCUGUGGAUUCUGGCAGGUGUUCAUCAGAAGUUGUCUCAUUUACCUUUCUCUGGGACUUUUUACCUGUAAAUUGCUCGCAUGUCAUUUGCGUUGUGUCCUAAAUUAUUUCCUACUCUUGUAUUUCUGGAAGAAGGGGGUAGCUGAUCUGUUUUCAACUGAUGGGAUCCAUAUGGUAUGUAGCCAGUUAGGACAACAAAGAGUUACAGCGAUGGUUAACUUUUCCUCCCCACCUUCUUUUCUUGCCGAUCAGCUGGCUCCAGCUUCCAGCGGUAUGGCAAAGGUGAAAUGAGAGAAGCCUGGUGUGCGUGGCGGAGAGAGCAGUGCGCUCCUCUGGGUGAUGUUUAAGAAAUGAGGUUCAUUUAGGACUCUGUUAUUCGGGUUGUUAAAAGGCAUUUGUCAAGGCGUCAUGACAGGGGCUUUCCCCUCCAGCGGUGUUUCUGUGUGCAGCAUACCAGCUCCGUGCGACUCUGAGCAGACUGCAGGGCAGGAAAGUCUGCGUAUCCGCUACUGUCCGUCCUACCUAGGAGGUUUAUGUCAGAAGUACUGCUUCUUCAAAGGGAUGAGGCUGUGUUUCUGGAGGAGAUGGCCUCUAGGAAUAUUACCUGUAGUUUCUUUAACAGUUACAGUGAUCAUGCUAGUCCUGCACUACUCAUUCUCUCCAGCUUUCUCCUUUAUUUAUAUUGGUGGAAGUGUAGAAAUUCCUAAUUUGACAUAUACGAAUGACUUCAAUGAUCCAAAGUCACAGAAAUUCCUCCUGCAAGCAGAAGCAAUCCAAAAUUACUUUGCAGAAUCAUAUGAGUCUUCCUCCUUGGGAAAGUACUACCUGAAGUCUGUAGUGGCUGCUUUCAGUGAAGGAGAGUCUGGACUUCGAGCCUACUACUGGAAUACAUUCUGGGCACCACAAGAUGUGGUUGCUUCUCUUAAAAAUUUAACCCCAGUGGAACAAAAAAAAAUCAGUAGUAAACAAGCAGCUCACAUGUUGGGUUCUUCUGGGGAGGAAGACUUUGAUCUCGUUAAAAUGGAGCUUUUUGUUUCAGAUUCUGCAGAAUAUGAUGUGAUGCUAAAAUCAGUAUCCUUUGACCUGUAUGCCAAGCCGGGUAACAACAGGACUCUGACUCUGAUGAAUCCCAAAAAGUCUUUUUAUCAAUGGAGGCUGCGAGUUCCUUCUAACCAUGUGGUGAGACUGGUAGUUAUCGCUUUGCAUGGUGUCACUCCAGAGAGCUGUGCAUCACACCACUUGUCAGCAUAUGAUUUCCUUCUUCCUCUGCAGAACAAGAUCAUUACAAGAUGGUGUGGACCUGCGGCCUGGACUCCUGUUGUACGUUUAACUUCAUCGAGUAAUGUAAUGUUGCUUACCUUCUCACUGGACCAAAGAGAAGAAAGCAACAUAUUAAAAGCUCACUUUCAAGCUGUUCCUAAAAUCAUGUGUGGUGGUCAUCGUAUUUCCUGGAACGGGACACUGAGUUCCCCUUAUUACCCAAGUUACUACCCACCAAACAUUGACUGCAGCUGGAUCAUCAGAGCACCUUUGCCUGGCUACAAGCUGUCAUUAAAAAUCCUCGUAAUACAAAUUCAGGAGAAGUCUCCAGGGUCCAGUAAAUGUGAUAAAGACUGGUUAGAAAUUGAUGGGGUUAGAUACUGCAAAGCUCUUUCAGAAAACAACAGAAUCAGAGAAUAUGGCUAUUCUGUCGCAAUCAACUUCCACUCUGAUGAACUGGUCACCCACAGAGGGUUUUAUAUUGAAUACAAAGCCUUCAGUCACACAGACCGUUGUAAUUCAGAACAGUUGAACUGUGGUGAUGAGAAGUGUAAGCAUCAGUAUAAGACUUGUAAAGACGAUGACAGCUGUGGGGAGGACAGUGCUGGAAACAACUGCUCCUACAAAAGUUGUUCCCCUUAUGCGUACAAAUGCCUCAAUGGAAAAUGCUUACUGAAACCAAAUCCUGAGUGUGAUGGGAAAAGAGACUGUGCAGAUGGAUCUGAUGAAAUGAACUGUGCUUGUGGAAGACACCAGCUUAAGAAAAACAGAAUUGUUGGAGGUGAAGAUGCAAGAUCUGGAAAGUGGCCUUGGCAAGCAAGUUUGCAGAUGGGAGCACAUGGCCAUGUAUGUGGUGCAUCUGUUAUUUCCAACAGGUGGCUCGUAUCUGCCGCCCAUUGCUUCCUGGAUUCUGAUUCUGUGAGAUACUCCGUUCCUUCGGGCUGGAGAGCAUAUAUGGGCUUACAUACUAUUAGUGAAAAGAGCAAUCGUGUAGCUAUGAGAUCAGUCAAAAGGAUUAUUGUCCACCCACAGUAUGACCAAUCUAUCUCAGACUAUGACAUUGCCCUGCUGGAAAUGGAGACGCCUGUAUUCUUCAGUGAGCUGGUACAGCCCAUUUGUUUACCCAGCACCUCUAGAGUAUUUGUUUAUGGAACUGUCUGCUAUGUAACUGGCUGGGGAGCCAUAAAAGAAAAUAGUCAUCUUGCCAAAACAUUGCAGGAAGCUCGAGUGAGAAUAAUUAACCAAAGUGUUUGCAACAAGUUGUAUGAUGAUCGUAUCACAUCACGUAUGCUGUGUGCUGGGAAUCUUAGUGGUGGCAUUGAUGCAUGCCAGGGAGAUUCUGGAGGUCCCUUGGCCUGCACAGGGAAGGGAAAUAGAUGGUACCUUGCUGGCAUUGUGAGCUGGGGUGAAGGAUGUGCUCGGCGCAAUCGUCCUGGUGUGUACGCUAAGGUGACGGCACUUUAUGACUGGAUUCAUCAGAAUACAAACUGAUGUGCCAAGGAGAAAAUGCAGAUCAUCUCCGUUACGCAACCUGCUUCCUACAGUAGUCUAUCAUCUAUCAUUUGUUGUUCAGCUAGCAGUAACUGUUCAGAUUCAGAGCAACUUCAGAUUCCUCUUCCUUAUCCCCAGCAGCAGAAACAGCACUGCCUUAACAACAAAAUAAAAUGGAUUAGAACCUGUAACAAAAAUCCAGACAAAUCUUUCUUUUGCAAACCUUCUCCCCUCCUUCCAUCUCCCUUCCUAUCUAUAUAUCUAUAUAUGUUUCCACUUACACAUACCUGGAUAUUCAUGGCCACAUCCCAUUUGAUCCCUUCCUGGGCUGUGCCCACAUGGCCACGCUACAUUGAAAGGGACAUAAAAGGAAAAGUGAUUUAUGUGGUUGGAUGCAUCCUUGGACUCAAAGAAAGUAGAAGACGAAAUGCCAGCCACACUCCUUUAACUCUCGCAGUAAAUGUAGCUUUGAUAAUUAUAAUCUCCUGAUGAGCUGACCAGCCCAAACCUAGCUGAUUUAAGGUUUCCAAAGCUGUUCAUGGGACUUAAGAAUGCUGGUAUUCACUUUAAUAAAAGACCUGUCUAGAUGGUCUUAAAAUUGGGCUCAGUGUUUGGAAGGGUUUAGCUUUUACCUUUAAUGUAUUAAAAAAAAAAAUAAAAAUGAAGCUGGCAAUUUGAAUACCAGUAAUUGCUGUCCACACAGCACGCUUUUAUUCUACCAUAUAUAAAUAUGUGUUCCUUGUUUAGUUUUAGACCCACCUUGGCAGCAUGUGGGGAAAACACUGGAAUGAGCUAGCACUGUAACCUGCAUGCAAUGAGAUUCCUGUAUCUAACACGGAUAGUGCUUUUCCUUCCUUUCUUGGGUAUCUCCCCCCCUCCAGCCCCGAUGCUUGUGUCAAACUUACUACAUAAGCUAUACUCAAAGCCUAUAUUUUAGGGGGGUUAGUAUCUUUAAUGACUAGUCACUCAUCCACAUCUUCCUUUUUAAUAAAUGUGUGGUAAAAAUGGAAGUGGCUACGUUUUAUUUGUUUGAUUGUGCCUCAAACUCUAAUCCCCAGGUGCAAUCAGAACUACAUUUGUACCUCGGAGUUUCCUCUUUUUGUAAAGCUGAGCCUAACUUGCCCGUUUAACUAAAGUACACAUUUAAGGGCACUAGUUUCUUUUCCUUAUAUUGAAACCAGAGAUGUC
Molecule: messenger RNA, 4299 nt
Organism: Grus americana (Whooping crane)
Lineage: Eukaryota; Metazoa; Chordata; Aves; Gruiformes; Gruidae
Product: transmembrane protease serine 7-like
Exons: 17
Coding region: 769-3111 (780 amino acids)
Biological process (GO): proteolysis
Molecular function (GO): protein binding; serine-type endopeptidase activity
Source: RefSeq, a predicted model, not a curated record